AUGAAGUGGGAAUUGUACAGCAAGAACAUCAUCAAACCACUACUCGCCGCUCGCGCCCCCCAUCUUAACGCUCGGCAUUAUGAUGCUGCAGCUUCUGUUUUUCCGUUCAGGAAUAAUCCUUACGUUAUAAACAAGUUAAUUGACUGGUCAAAUGUCCCUGAAGACCCCAUAUUUCGCCUCACUUUCCCACAGCCAGACAUGCUAAAGCCGGAACAACUCGAAAGCAUGUUGUCAGCAAUCCUCACUACAGAGAUGUGUGACCACGUAAAAGAGAGGUGCAAGAGAAACUUUAUAGUCGAUAGAGCUAAAUUAAUCAGAAACGGCCUCAAUCCUCAUCCUGCUGGCCAAAAAGAAGAAAAUGUCCCCAAGCUUGAGGGCCGUGAUGUUCUGGGCUGUCAGCAUAAAUACCAGGAGACAGUACUAUUCUUUCCGGCAGAGGUUGGUUUGUCUCCGGUUCGUUUGUCUUUGGCUCGUCUGUCAUUUACAGAUGUCGGAUCCAAGCAACAGUUUAAAGGCAAAGUUCCGCAACUUCUGAUGGAAUACAUCGCUCAGCAUCGACAAGUCAAAGAUGUUCUGUUCACCGGCGGCGACCCCAUGGAGGCGAUGCGCCUAAUUCGAAAGACUGGUGCCAACAUCAGAACCCAGAGCCCACUGGUCCGUGGUAUCAAUGAUUCAGCCCCCGUGUGGACCGAGAUGUGGAAUCAACAGGUGAAACUAGGAGCUAUUCCAUAUUACAUGUUUAUUGAGCGAGAUACCGGCGCUCACGAUUAUUUCUCUGUGCCAUUAGCCCGCGCUUACGAGAUCUUCAACGACGCAAAAUCUGCAGCUUCCGGUUGCGGACGUACUGUAAGAGGGCCAUCGAUGUCAGCAGGACCAGGAAAAAUUGAGAUCGAGGGAAUCAGUGACAUCCCCUCCGAAGAUGGCAAGGGACUCCAAAAAGUCUUCAACCUGAAGUUCCUCCAAGCGCGCAACCCUGCGUGGACGAAAGCGCCAUUCUACGCAAAGUUCGAUCCCAAAGCUACCUGGCUUAGUGACUUGAAUCCCGCGUUCGGCGGAGAUAAAUUCUUCUUUGAGCAGGAGUACGAGGACCAAAUCAAGAGCGACUCUUCUAAAUCUUCAGGGCAAAUGGACUUCAGCGAACCACCAUCAUGUGGCAGCACUUAG
Messenger RNA from Lachnellula hyalina, 1164 nucleotides. RefSeq names its product putative L-lysine 2,3-aminomutase. The transcript has 5 exons. Lineage: Eukaryota; Fungi; Ascomycota; Leotiomycetes; Helotiales; Lachnaceae. Bases 1 to 1164 code for a protein of 387 amino acids. The record is from RefSeq and is a predicted model, not a curated record.